AUGAUGAUGCGUCUCAAAUUGAUGAAAAUGUUUAUGCCAGUGGAUAAAAAAUAUUUAAUAGGAGGUAUUGUAGUCGUUUUUUUAUUAGAUUUUUUAGGACUCUUUUCAAAAAUUUUCGAAAAAGAUUAUCUCACAAAUUUUAAUUAUCCCUACGAUGUAAAUGUAACCUUACUUGUUGACAAAUUAGAAAAAGGUUUGAUCCCUGAUGUAAGGCCCAUAAACACAUACAAUUUUGAUUAUGUAAUUUCGAAUGGAAAAAAAUGUACGGAUGGAAAUAGACCGAGACUUGUUUACAUGGUAAAAUCGAGUAUUGAUCAUUUCGAUAGGAGGGAAACAAUAAGGAGAACAUGGGGUUUCGAAAAUAGAUUUUCAGAUGUUAAAAUUUACACUUUGUUCAUAUUGGGUAGUACCUCAGAUAAAAAUUUAAUGAAUAUGGUCAUGGGGGAGAGUGUAAAAUAUGGAGAUAUAAUUCAAUUAAAUUUUAUCGAUUCGUAUUAUAACAAUACGAUAAAAACGAUGAGUGGAAUUAAAUGGAUUACUGAAUUUUGUCCCAAAUCGAGAUUUUACUUUUUCAGCGAUGAUGACAUGUAUGUCAGUACGAAAAAUGUAUUAAGAUUUUUAAGAAAUCCUACAAAAUACCCCGAUUAUCUUAAUUUCCCCUCCCUCAAGUCCGAAAAUCAUAAAAGUGUUAAAAAGAAAAAGUUUGGGAAUGAAAUUAGGCAUAAAAUGGGUAAAUGGUAUGUUUCCCUUAAAGAAUAUCCAUAUAAUUCAUGGCCUCCCUACGUCACGGCAGGAUCUUAUAUUUUGUCAAAAAAUGCUCUUUUUAAAUUAUACUAUGGUAGUUUUUACACGAAACAUUUUAAAUUUGACGAUAUAUAUUUGGGCAUUGUGGCGCAAAAGGUUGGAAUCCAAUUAUUUCACUCUGAUAAUUUUUAUUUUUAUAAAAAAAAUUAUAAUUUGUAUAGUUACAAGUAUGUGAUUGCAUCUCACGGGUAUGAUAAUGUUAAGGAAUUGGAAAAGGUUUGGAAUGAACAAAAAGAAGCAGGGAAUGCAUAG
Pediculus humanus corporis (human body louse) is the source of this 1056-nucleotide messenger RNA. Its product is annotated as beta-1,3-galactosyltransferase, putative. Gene Ontology annotation, molecular function: hexosyltransferase activity; UDP-glycosyltransferase activity. NCBI's taxonomy places the organism in Eukaryota, Metazoa, Arthropoda, Insecta, Psocodea, Pediculidae. The record is from RefSeq and is a predicted model, not a curated record. The transcript is spliced from 2 exons. The coding region runs from base 1 to 1056 and encodes 351 amino acids. Gene Ontology annotation, cellular component: membrane.